Messenger RNA from Columba livia (rock pigeon), 2151 nucleotides. It is a transcript of the gene IFRD2, whose product is annotated as interferon related developmental regulator 2. The coding region runs from base 123 to 1406 and encodes 427 amino acids. The transcript is spliced from 12 exons. NCBI's taxonomy places the organism in Eukaryota, Metazoa, Chordata, Aves, Columbiformes, Columbidae. The record is from RefSeq and is a predicted model, not a curated record.
ACGCGCAGACGGCGUCGGGCGCUCCCAGGGGGCCGCGCGGCGGGGCGGGGGGCGGGCUCGUGGGCGGGGACAGAGGCGGAGCCUCCCCACGGGGAGGGGCGCGGGGUCCGCGCGCGCCGGCCAUGCCGCGCUCCCGCCGAGCCGCGCGGCGUGGUCCCGGCAGCGCCCGAGCGGGCUCGCCCGCCAGCGAGGAGGAAGCCGGCAGCGAGGUUCUGAGCCACUGCAGCAGCGCCAGCGAGGGGGCCAGCCCCGCCGAAGAGGGCGCAGGGAGCGAGGCAGCGUGUGAGCAGGGCCAGGAGGAGGAGGCAGAGGACAGGCUGAAGGAGCACAUGGACAGCCUGCUGGACAAGAGCGCCAAGACGCGGCAGGCGGCACUGCAGAGCCUGCGCCUGGCCUUCUCCUCCAAAACCCUCUCCGAGUUCCUGCUGGAGCGCCGCCUCACGCUCACCGACUCGCUGGAGAAGUGUCUCAAGAAAGGUAAAGGGGAGGAACAGGCACUGGCAGGAACUGUCCUCACGCUCCUCUGCCUCCAGAUGGGCUCUGGUCCAGAGGGGGAAGAGGUGUUUCGCAGCCUGAAGCCCCUGCUCGUCAGUGUCCUGACAGACCGCGUGGCCAGCCCUGGUGCACGGCAGAGCUGUGCCACGGCCCUGGGCAUGUGUUGCUACAUUGCUGCUGCUGACCUCGAGGACCUGAUCUCGUGCCUGUCCUGCUUGGAAGGCAUCUUCAGCCCUGCCAGCACAGGUGAGGGGAGCUCUGCACCCACCCAGCAUGGCCCUCUGCACUGCAGUGCGCUCCAGUCAUGGUCCCUGCUCCUCACCAUCUGUCCCCCCUCUCACAUUAAGAGCAUCGUGGACAAUCGCUGGCUGAAGCUGCCACCACUGCUGUCCAGCAGCAGCGUUGCUCUGCGCAUCUUGGCUGGGGAAACCAUCGCGCUGGUCUUUGAGCUGGCCCAGGACAUGGAGGAGGACUUGGGCCACCAAGAUACAGAGUUUCUACGUGCCCAGCUUAAGGUGCUGGCUACUGAGAGCAACAAGUACCGAGCCAAAACGGACCGACGGAAGCAGCGCUCCAUCUUCCGGGACAUCUUGCGCUUCAUUGAGACUGGGGAAUACCAGGAGGAGACCAUCCGAUUUGGCCUGGAGUGCAUGUACCUGGACAGCUGGGCACGCCAGCGGACCUACCAAGCCUUUAAAGAGGUGCUGGGCUCCGGCAUCCGCCACCACCUGCAGAACAAUGACCUCCUGCGGGAGAUCUUUGGCCUUGGGCCCCCCUUGGUGCUGGAUGCAGCUGCUCUGAAAGCCAGCAAGGUUUCACGCUUUGAGAAGCACCUCUACAACUCGGCUGCCUUCAAAGCCCGCACCAAAGCCCGGAGCCGGGUGCGGGACAAGCGGGCAGACGUGCUGUGACGGGUGGAGGGGGCACAGCCCCCGGCCCACGUGGACUGCAGACCCACCACUGUGAGGGGCAAGUGCCCCCAGCCCCCUCGGGCUUUUAUUCGUGUACAGCAGAGUAUUUAAUGCCUGGAGCUGCCCCGCUGGGGGCUGCCCCCUCUUUUAUUUUUUUAACCAAAAAAUAAGGAUAAAAGAAGAGCAGGGAGGAGGUGGUCGUGUGCUGCUGCGUGCCUGCUCUGCAGCUGGGGCUCCCUGGGGCAUGGCGGGAGGGGUCUCACAGGACUCCUGCAGCCCCUUUCGGCGGCAGGGCUCGUGUCCCCCCUCCCUCGUGCUGCGGGGCACUGGGGUGGCCUGGCACAGCCUGAAGGGCUGGGUGGGAGGGCAGAGCUGUGCAGGGCUGCGGGGCAGCUGGCCCUGGUGUCCUUGCCCGUGGCAGGAGUGCUCCCCCCGCCACGCUGGGCAUGCAGGGGUGUUGGCAGGGCAGCGCAAGGUGACAGGUACUGCCCAGCCCUACCAGCUACCCGCUCUGAGCCCUUUUCCAGCCAAAUGCUUUAUAUGAAAUUGUCCUCUUGUGGGGAAAUUAGUUAUGAGGGGGUGGCACACCAGAUGAGUCCUGGUGCUCCCCAUGCAGCCUCAGGGGCCACUGCCUGGGUGAGCAUGGGGCCACACUGGCCAGGAGUGCCUGUCACCCCAGGAAUGUACCUAUGGUGGUGAUUUUCUAAGACUUUGAUUACAGGAGGUAAUUAAAAGACUAAUUUGA